AUGCCUGCCUCUUUGAUUUAUGACUUUCCAAUGAGUUACGAAGAAAGUUCCAACCCAACCCAACCCAAAGAAAAGUCUCGUAUACGGUUAACAGUUCUGUCAAUGAUGGUCCUACUCUUUUAGUCUCUAUUUACCAAUUAAUGAUAAUUGUUUUAAAACUAAGAAAAAACAUGGAUGGUGCUGCCAAAAGUCUCCACAAGUCUGUCUGUGAAAUCAAUUCUUACUCCCUUGACACAACAUGAUGCAUAUUCUAACCCAAAUUUGGAGACUAGUGUUGCAGCCAAAGGUGUGGAGAUUUGUAGGUUUUGCUUCAGCCGUUGUUGGGCUUCUCUGUUAUGCUCUCAGCUCUUCUUUCAACCACCUAUUUGGAAAUUGGAAUUUGUUCAAGAUAAUUCUUUACACUCUUUUCAGCUUCAUCAUCAGCCUCCUGAUUUUGUAUGCAAAUAUUUGGAAGUCAUCUACAAGUCUCCGAUUCAAAGCUCAUACAGCUUUCCUCGUAUUGACAAUCACUUCUGUCUAUUCCUUUUUCUUUGACAAAGUUGUGAAUGGCAAACCUGGUGCAUACAGUCUCAUUUCAUGUGCUUCCUUUGCUAUCAUGUCACUCAGGUUGUCGCGGCAAACUCUUUGCGGAGUUGAAAUUGAUCUUCUCUACUUCUUCCUCGGAUGUCUAAUUGUGCAGCUCAAGAAGAUUAGCUUGCAGUUACUCAUUCUUGGAGCAGGUUUCAGCUACUCCCUUAUUACUCUUCGUUCUUCAGUCUCUUCAAUAGAAGAUGGAAUAGAAAACGUAUAUUUUGACCUGCAAGGUGAAAAUUCAGUUGUCCUUGAAAUGGAUUCAUUACUAUUGCAACAGCUUAAAACUUGUAUGAAGGAAAUUGAAGAGGAGAAUUUGAAUCUCAUAGACAGGCUUAUGGAGCUCGUGAAGGAAUACAAUCUAGAUAAGAGUGAAUUACAUUUACUUGGUAAGUGUGAUUAUGUAAUGGAUACUCUGUCGUCAAGAAAGAUCCAUAAUCUUAAUGAAUGUGUGAAGUUGAUGGUAGCAGCUGGUUAUAAGAAAGAGUGCUAUGAUGUGUAUAGCAGUUGGCGCAGGGUAUUCUUUCAGGUGUGUCUCAAAAAUGAAAUAUUUGGGUUGCCAACGGAAAACAUCAAUACCAUCCAUGAGAAUGAAAGAGAUAAAUAUUUAGAUACUAUGUUUGAAAGAUGGAUGACUGCUUUUGAUGUAGCUAUGAUAAUCUUGUUUCCCAUUGAGCAGAAACUCUGUAAUCGUGUCUUCUUGGGGUUUUCCUCGGCGGCUUCUAGUUGCUUCUUUGAGGUUUGCAAAGAAGCAACGUCUCAUCUGCUGUGUUUUGCAGAUACGAUUUCUUCUGGGAGCCCUACAAAAUGGCGUUUGUUCAAAAUGCUUCAAAUAUUCAGGCAUUUGGGUAAUCAUAUUCGGAAAUUCCAAUCUCUUUUCCCAGACUCGACAUUACUGAACGAAGCAAUUGCAGUUAAGAAUAGAUUAGGAGAAGGUAGCAGGGAUCUUUUCUUGGAAAUGCAUAAUGUUAUUUUCGGAGUUCCUGCAGCAAAGGAAACUGUUCUGACUCAUGGUCUUCAUCGAAUUACUUUUGAGGUCAUGAGCUACAUGUCUCUUGCUUGCAUGUCGCGGAAAGAGUUGGAACAAAUUUUACAAGCAUACCCCAAGGUUGAUAAUGAAGUGGAAGCAUCUUCUUUUUUCUUGAAGCAGAUGGAGCAGAUAAUGGAGAUGUUACCUAAACAAUUGAUGGCCAAGUUGAAAAAUUGCAAGGACCCUGCUUUGCGCCAUAUUUUAAUGGUAAAUAACAGGAGCCACAUAGAAGCUAUAAAUCAAUUCUCAGAAUUAGAAACUAUUUUUGGCAAUGAUUGGUUCCAAAAUAACAAAGCAAAAAUUCGACAAAACAUUGAACUUUAUAAGAGAACUUCGUGGAAUAAGGUGUUGGACUUUCUGAAGCUGAACGACAAUGACAACAUUACAGAAGAUUUAUUGAAAGAGAAGAUCCAUUUGUUCAACAGUCACUUUGAAGAGAUAUGCAGAGUUCAGUCCAAUUGGUUUGUUUAUGACAGUAAGCUAAGGGAAGAAAUAAUAUCAUCUGUGGAAAAUAUGUUGCUUCCGGCAUAUGGAAUCUUCAUUGGGAGGCUUCAGGAUAUUCUUGGUAACCAAGCUUAUGAGUACAUUAAAUAUGGAAUGUUUGAGAUUCAAGAUCGAAUCAAUCAGUUGUUCCGGAAAAUGCAAAUAUAUGAAUCAAAAUCAGAAUAUAUAUAUAAAACGACACUUAGUGUGUUUUAAUAUUAUUUUGCUUUUAUGAUUUUAGAUUGACUUGUUUCAGUUCCUUUGGGAGUAUAUCUUUUGUAUUAUGUAAGAAAGGAAUUGCCAACAAAUUUGUGUUGUUAUCUGUGGAAAAAAAAACUGACAUCACAAUUAUAAUCCAAGUCUUCCAUCUAUAGUUGUGCAGAAUUUUUGCUAUGUGUUUAUGGAUCGCAAAUUUGAAGCUGUUGUGAGACUCCUCUGCUAUGCUCUCAGCUCGAUCUUCUUUCAACUAUCUCUUUGAAGAAUGGAAUAUGUUGAAAAUAUUCCUUUAUGGCGUUUUUAGUUUCAUAAUCUGCUUGGUGAUUUUAUUUGCAGAGCUAGUGCAACACUUGAGAUUUUUCCAGUUCAAGCUCAUACCGUUUUUUUUGUUCUGUCUAUUCAUCAAUUCUUCUUUGACUAAGUCGUGAAUGGGAAGCAUAUAGUCUCAUUUCACGUGCUUCUUUUUCUACCAUGUCUCCUAGCUUGUCGAGGCAACCUCGGUGUGGAUUUGAAGUCGGUUGUGAUUGUAUUUCUGGACCAAAUUUGAAGUCGGUUGUGAUUGUAUUUCUGGACCAAAUAUGAUCAUUAUGUAAAUGUGGUUAUACACAAAAGGUAAUAAUAUAAUUUCAAUUAAUGAUUAAUUGAAUACUAAUUGAUAA
Molecule: messenger RNA, 2958 nt
Organism: Lathyrus oleraceus (garden pea)
Lineage: Eukaryota; Viridiplantae; Streptophyta; Magnoliopsida; Fabales; Fabaceae
Product: exocyst complex component EXO70B1
Exons: 1
Coding region: 239-2299 (686 amino acids)
Biological process (GO): exocytosis
Cellular component (GO): exocyst
Molecular function (GO): phosphatidylinositol-4,5-bisphosphate binding
Source: RefSeq, a predicted model, not a curated record